This is a messenger RNA of Boleophthalmus pectinirostris (great blue-spotted mudskipper), 557 nucleotides long. RefSeq names its product interleukin 17a/f2 (gene il17a/f2). Gene Ontology annotation, cellular component: extracellular region. NCBI's taxonomy places the organism in Eukaryota, Metazoa, Chordata, Actinopteri, Gobiiformes, Gobiidae. The transcript has 3 exons. The record is from RefSeq and is a predicted model, not a curated record. Gene Ontology annotation, molecular function: cytokine activity. The coding region runs from base 138 to 557 and encodes 139 amino acids.
ACCAAAGUGUUGACAGUGUUUUCAGAACUGGACCUAUCUGGACAGUGUUUGCAGACCGCGCAAGAAUCCAAACACAGGACAGUGUUAUCAUACCAGGAAAUACACCAAAAAGACUUAUUAGUGAAACGGCCGGCAGCAUGAGGAAUCUCAACAUACUUUUGGUCUGUUGCAGUGUGUGGUGGGCAGGAGCAGCUCGCCGGAGGGGCUGUGACACCAAGUUGGAUCUGUCCACUAACUCCCCACGUCUGUCUCAGGCCAUGGGGGAAAGCACAUACGACAUACACAGCCGCUCUCUGUCUCCCUGGACCUGGAAAGCAUCCACAGUUUCAACACGGAUCCCAUCUACACUGUGGGAGGCUGAGUGCAACAGCAGUGUCUGCUGGCUUCCCCACAGGAAUCAGGAGACAGAGGGUGUGGACAUGGGACUUAGCGCAGUGCCCAUUUACCAGGUGGUGCUGGUGCUGGAGAAGAAGCAGGGCAGUCGCUGCUUCACCACCGCAUUCCAUCCUCUGGCUGUGGGCUGCACCUGUGUCAGAGCCCCGACCACCACAACCUGA